Messenger RNA from Gasterosteus aculeatus aculeatus (three-spined stickleback), 4082 nucleotides. RefSeq names its product abraxas 2, BRISC complex subunit (gene abraxas2). NCBI's taxonomy places the organism in Eukaryota, Metazoa, Chordata, Actinopteri, Perciformes, Gasterosteidae. Gene Ontology annotation, biological process: attachment of spindle microtubules to kinetochore; mitotic spindle assembly; protein K63-linked deubiquitination. Gene Ontology annotation, cellular component: nucleus. Gene Ontology annotation, molecular function: polyubiquitin modification-dependent protein binding; microtubule binding. The record is from RefSeq and is a predicted model, not a curated record.
CGUGCCUGGAAACGCAGGGGGCAUCGGGAUGGAUCGGGAUGUUUCCAUCAUGGCGGCAUCCAUUUCAGGUUACACUUUUAGUUCUGUGUGUUAUCACAGCGGCAACAGCAAUUCAGAUCAUGAGGGAUUCCUACUAGGAGAUGUAAGGCAAGAAGAGACUGUCAGCAUCAGUGACACACAGCUCAGCACUGCAGAGUUGCUCCAGGUAGUAGAAAUUCAUAACCAUGAUCCUUGUGCACAGUUAUUUAGCUUUUAUGACUACGCGGGCAAACUCAAUGAAGAACAUCUCAACAGCAUUCUUAAAGACCGGCGGAAAAACGUUAUUGGUUGGUACCGGUUCCGGAGGAACACGCAGCAGCAGAUGUCGUUUAGGGAGCAGAUCAUCCACAAACAGCUGACUGAGCUGCUCGGUGUGCCCGACCUCGUCUUCCUCCUUUUCAGCUUCAUCUCCACCGCCAACAGCUCCACACACGCACUGGAGUAUGUGCUCUUCAGACCCAACCGCAGAAGUUACAACCAGAGGAUCACCCUCACAAUCCCCAACCUCGGCAACACAAGCCAGCAGGAGUACAAAGUCUCAUCAGUGCCCAACACGUCAACCAACUACACGCAGGUCAUCAAAGAGCACGGGGCCGAAUUCUUUGACAAAGAUGGUGUCAUGAAGGAUAUCCGAACAAUAUACCAAGUCUACAGUGCACUGCAAGAUAAAGUGCAGGCUGUGUGUGGGGAAGUGGAACAAAGUGAGCGUGUGAAAGAGAAAAUUCAAGAGGACGUGAAAAAACUCAAACAGCAAAUUGCUCUCAGGAAACGCAAGGCGGCCGAAGAGGAGAGAAGGCUCCUUGAGGCCCAGAAUGUGGAUUCCCAUGCCACUCCACAUGAGAGCAAAGAACCUUCUGAGACUUCCCCUCUUUCCAGAGUAACUUUCCACACACCGUCUGCUCCGGAGCGACCCAGUACCUCGCCAAACCCCCCAUCCUACUCCGACCUCUUGUCCCAGGGGGUCCCUCUGCUCUCCUCUUCUUCCCCAGCUACCAGUGCCGCUCUACUGCCUCGGCCCCAGGCUGUGGGCUCCCCGGGACACCCAACGCCCGGCCCACUGGGCACGGGCCUGGGGCUCGGCGCCAGCUCUAACCCCGUUGCCACUCCCAACACCCCGUACCUCGGCAACGGGGACGGAUCAAGCUCUGACUCGUUAGACAGACAAGCCGCAGGGCAAGAAGAUGACGACGACGAGGACGAGGAGGAGGACGAAGACGACGAGGACAGUAGCGAAUAUGAGAACUUGGUGAGUGAAGCCGGUCACCUGCCGCUGGUCUCUGCCAGCGUUUUAGCACAAGGCCGGCCGGCCGCCCUCGGCCCGGAUGGUGACGCUCUCGGCUCCUGGACCACAUAGAAGCGUGCCGCAGGGCGUGUAUGGGACACAAGUAAGUGACGCACCUUAAGAGGUGGGCAUCUGAAGCAAUCAAAAAUAGACAAAAGUGCCGGUCCUGAAAGUGAAAGGCCUGCACAGUUGGUGUCCCGCUGUGCGCGUUUAUUGUCUUAGUCUGAUCUCCAUUUUAAGGGGAAACUCUGCUAGGCUGCGCAGGCUUAACGGGUGUGUCUCAUCUGUUUUCAUUUUUUCCUUUUGGAAUGGGGUCAGUGUGGGUACUUCAAUGUGGAUGUUUGGCUCCCUGAAAGACGGACCAUCCUCCAAGCUUUCUUCUGUAUGUUUUCGUUUCACUUCUUUCUCACCAACACUGAGCACCCACUCUUGUAUUACCUCUUGCACUAUUUUUUUUUUUCUUUGCCUUCUUUUGUCAUUUAAGAAAAGCAAAGGAAGAAUGUUCUGCAGCCUUUAAACCUUUUUUUAAAAGAAGUAAUUGUUUGUGAGCUUUUUUUUCUGUUCGUUUUCUUGAAGAGAUGCAUAUAUAUAUAUAUACACGUGUGUGUGUUACUAGAAUUCCUUUGACGUGCAAAUUGCUCUCAUUUGAUUUGGGAUUUAUUUGAUAUUCUUUUCCCUGAUCCACAGUCUUACCUGAUCAUACAAUUGCCUAUUUAAAUGAUGAACAAUAGAUAGGAAGCGAAAUGGCCACUUCUAUAAUGGAUUCAUUACGUAUACAUAUAUAUAUUUUGUCAGAUUAUUAGUUGUUCUAAUUUGAUUGACAGCAAUGUCAAUGUAUUGUUCCUCUCAGUUAACACUGAAAUUGUAUGCGCUUUGCUGCACUUAACAAAAAUGUAAGAUUUCUUUUAUUAUUGUGCUAUACCAAUGCUGUCAUGUUGUGCCACUCGAGUAGUCCCUCUUCGACCAUGAGCCAAACUCCGCUCAGCUUUUGUCUGUUGUCCGGCGCUCACAGGGCCAACAGGACGUACUGUAGCUUUACUAACCAGAUGCUUAUGGGUUCCCUUCUGCUGCUGCACCACAGAGCGCUACCACUAAAAAAAAAAAACCAACAACACAAAAUACCCUGCAUCUGUCUGUUCUUCGUCUUGUAUAAAAACCUGGCUGCUACUUCACACAGCGCUGGUUGUUUUCAAUGCAACUACAAUCACGUAAAUUCUUCACGCUCACCUCUCGCUGACUUGUCCUCUAUGGACGUCACAGUAGAAGGCUGAUACCCCCCCUGGAGAGUGUGAGUAUUAACUUUUUGGAAGCCGAGUGUGGACGAUCACCCUUCCUGUCUUGGCAUCGUCGACAUUUAGUUUCCUCGCGUGUUCCUAAUCCUGGUUUGGUCAAUGUCACGUGUCUGGACCUGGAUAAUGUGAUGAGAGACAUCAUGACGACAUGGCUUCAAAAUACAGUGCCUUCCACUCAGGUCAGUUUCUAUCUGCGCACAGAACACAUCCACAGAUCUGUCUUCAGAGGUGAAAUGAUGGUAUAACAAACAGCUGUAUUUGCAAUAAUUGACGUGCUGCAGCUUUAUUCCUCCUUUUCCUUGAUGUGGUGCUUUGCCUUUCUGAAACAACCCGCAUUCUUUCAGAGAACUUUUUUUUGUACUUUCAAUGACGUCGUCUAAGUGGACCUGUAUCUCACAGGUGCAGCUGUGACUUUGCUUACUUCAUCAUUUGAAACUGGAAUUUUUAACUGUAAGGUCGAAGGGGAUCUGCUUAGUAACUGAUACUUCUUGUAGGGCAAAGACUGUAUGAUGAUCGUGGUGAAAAUUACUGACCUUUCAAAAAACUAAGUAACAGGAUGUGGAUUUAUUCGAUGCUGGAUGUUCAAUGACCUCGCAUGAACGGGUCAAUGCCAGACACAGUUCAAUUCGGCAUGGACAGACAUUUGCACUGCACAUUGAGGACGUCUUCAAAGACGUCUCGAUCCACAGGUUGCGCUCGCAUAUGAUUUUGUGUGUGGGAGAAGCUUUGCCUUGUGAAUAAGCUCCACUUUAUUUAUUAGGCUUGUUUUGUAUGCAAUGUUUUUUGCCUCAUUUAUUUUGCCCUCAUGUGUUCUGCCUCUGCAUCCCUUAUUGGGAAACUGGCACCUAAAACGUUACUUAACAAUCACCAAGAGCAAAAGAAUCACACUGUAAAAAAAAUAGCAAAUUCUAUAUGUUAGGAAUAUGGUUUCCUAUUGAGUACUGGAAUUUAAGGAAAUAUAUAAUGAAUGUAUAGUAGACAAGGGAGGGGGUAGCACUAGCGUUUAAACAGCACUACUGUAUAAGCUUGUUGGGUGUUGUGGUGGUAUAGAGCAGCCAUAUGUUGGUCCUUACUCUCAAUCCUUGCCUCUAGUCCCCACAUGAUGCUUUUAAAAUGUUUCAGGUUCAACACUGACUUGAUGUACUGAAUGAAAUUCAGCGAGGUGCUGAGGGCCACUAGUACAAAACUUGAGAGGACUAACAUUCUUCGUAUCCUAUACCUUUUUAAGUUCCAACUCAGUAGAAAUAUACACUCAUAUACUCUUACUGUAUGGGGUGAACCUUCCCCCAUGUAGACCGUUGCAACAUCAACACCUCCCUGAAAGCACAAAGUCCAGUGCACAGCUUCGAACUUUUCAGCUUUUAUCUGGAUGUGUGUACUUGAUGAAAGUAGAUCAAGGACUUGCUUGUACGAGUGCAGAGCAAAUGGCUGUAAAAUUGGAGGAUAAUAAAUGAGAUGUGCAUACGUGA